Molecule: messenger RNA, 538 nt
Organism: Cylicocyclus nassatus
Lineage: Eukaryota; Metazoa; Nematoda; Chromadorea; Rhabditida; Strongylidae
Source: the annotation of a GenBank genome assembly
GGUAUCGUCAGUGUAUACAUCUGUACAAUCAGCUAGCCGAUUUAGAAGAUUCAAUAUGCAGUGCCUUAAAAGGAGUCAAAUGCUCACUUUUCCUUUGAGUCGUUUGCUCCAGUCAUCUGUCAAGUGCUAUUCUGCUGAGAAUCAGAAAGUAUUCACCUUUUACACUAAUGAAAACUGCAGUAUGUGUUCCUAUUUUAAAAGAAGAAUGGAUGCCUAUCUUAAUCGAGAAAAGCCUGGGUGGACUUACGAAGAGAGGAAAAUCAAUUCUUCUCCAAAGGAAGUUUUUGAGAAAUACAAGAAUGACGUACCUGUAUUGGUUUGCAAUGAUACGGUCUUGAUAAAACACAAAUUCAGUGCCAAACGUUUGCAAGAUAGGAUGUCUGACGUUUUUCCUGCAAAAUAGAUCUCUAGUUAGGACAGUUUUAUGCGUGUUAGAUUUCCCUAUACAUGGAAGCAGUCUUUUGCUUGUGUAGCCACUAGCUUACCUCGCUUCUCAGUCGCAUGUACAAAGUUUUCUUUUGUUCUGGUUGUAUUGCAC